This is a messenger RNA of Asparagus officinalis (garden asparagus), 868 nucleotides long. Its product is annotated as protein BIG GRAIN 1-like. Gene Ontology annotation, biological process: auxin-activated signaling pathway. The record is from RefSeq and is a predicted model, not a curated record. Bases 1 to 822 code for a protein of 273 amino acids. NCBI's taxonomy places the organism in Eukaryota, Viridiplantae, Streptophyta, Magnoliopsida, Asparagales, Asparagaceae. The transcript has 3 exons.
AUGGGGGCAUCAAUGAUAACAUUGUUUAGCCACAAUUCAGACCCCUCCUUCUCCUCCUCCCUCCUCGACGCCAUCGACCGCUCCAUCGACGAAUCUGACUCCGGUAGCCUCACCCGCGGAGCACCAGACUUCAGCAAAACCACUACAAAAACUCGAUCACCGAUCGAUAGCCCGGUGACCACACUCAGCUACUACUCUUACUCCUCCGGCGCUGCUGACUCAGCAAGAUUCACCCGGCCCAAACCGGUCCGAAUCCAAACCAGAAAGAACCCGAUCCGAAUAGACCCGCUACCGCCGGAACCCUUAACCCUAGCCAAAAAACCCCCAGAAGAAGGCUCGCCGAUUUCAUUGAGAUCCGAAAAAACCGAAGAUCUCCGAUCCCGUCGACGGAGUCUCGCUGCCGCCUCGCCCUCGCCGCGAUCUGCUCGUCGUCGUGUCGUGCGUACUCCCGCGUCGCUGCUCAGCAAGACGCCGUCGACCCGAGGUUCUAAGAGGCCGGCGAGAUCGGUGAGGUUUUCGCCAGUCGGAGUGAUCGUCGGAGAGGACUGCCGGCCGUGCGGCGAGAAGGCCGUGUUCGACGGCGAGGAGGCGGCGGCGGAGGAGAGGAGGCGGAGGCGGCGGAGGGCGGUGGAGGAGAUGAUGAAGGGGUUUGAGGAGAGCGGAGAUGAGAGCGACGGGAGUGAUGAUUUGUUUGAGCUCGAGAAUUUGGGAGGGGUUAGCAUUAAUGGAGGGUUAGGGUUAGGGUUUAGGGAUGAGCUGCCGGUUUUUGGGACGACGGAUUUGGGGAUGAAUUGUGCAAUUGCGAAAGGGCUUGUUGUGUAAAAAAGUUGAAUGUUUGCGUGUUAACUUGUUAGAGUUGAUGAGUUUU